ACGGCGGCGACAAGGACCAGCGCCGCCGCGCCACACAACGCCGAAACCAGUCGACCUAUCCGUGACCGAGGAGGUCGCCGGACAUGCUGCUGGAAGAGCUGCUCCGAUGCCAGAUCCAGGAGUGGUACCCGACGUUCCGCCGCCACACCGUCCCCACCCUCAUCAUCCCUCUCCCCGCCGCCUUCCUCCGCUACCUCGCCGGGAAUCCCGCCUACCCCGACCCCGACGCCCCCGACAGCCCUCUCCCCUUCCUCCUCCCAGCGACCACUUCCGGCCGCACCCCGUUCCCGCCGAUCCACGCCCACCUCCCUGACCCCGUCUCCCUCCUCGACCGCGACACCUCCGAGCUCAUCUUCGACUCCUACGACGACAGCGACGACGACGAGAACCCGCUCCGCCCCGCCUUCCCCGACCUCGAGACCGCCUUCGACGCCGCCAUCGCCGAGCUCGGCGGCGCCGCGCUCCCCAAGCUCAACUGGAGCGCGCCCAAGGACGCCGUCUUCAUGGCCGCCGACGGCACCGCGCGCUGCACCUGCUUCGCCGAGGUCGCCAUGCUGCUCCGCGCCUCCGACUGCAUCGCGCACGACCUCGCCUCCGCGCGUUCCUCCUGCCACGACUUCCUUCGCGCGGUUGGUGUUCGACGGAAUGCUGCAUCAGUAGCAACCGCCGGGGAAAGUGCUCCACCAAAUGGCAGCAUCAUUAGCAACGGUUCUGGUUCUCUAAAUGAUCCCAGCGUGAAUCACAAUGAGGGAGGCAAGCAGUCUGCCGCUGCAGACACUGAUGUAUCAGAAAGCAGCGAUGACAAUGACACCUGGGUGGAUGAUGGGUUCCAGUACUACCUCGCGCUCCGGAAGUGGUACCCGGGCCUCCGCCCCGAGUCAGAGUUCCGUUGCUUCGUGCGGGGACGAACGCUGGUCGGCGUGUCGCAGAGGGACCCCUCGGCGUACUACCCCUCGCUGCCUCGGUGGAGGGUGGAGGUGCAGCCGAUGAUUGAGGAUUUCUUCGAGGAUGUAGUGGAGCCACAGUUUGCUGCAGAGAAUUACACAUUUGAUGUGUCUGUGAGAGCCGAUGGCCGGGUGAAACUGAUCGAUUUCAAUCCUUGGGGUGGCUACACCUUGCCACUCUUGUUUACGUGGGAGGAGCUUGAGGAGGAGCAGCGAGGAGAGGACGAGCUGGAGUUUAGAGUGGUGAUGCAGCAGGGUGCAGUGAGGCCAGGGUUGAUGACAGCUGUGCCAUAUGAUAUGCUGGAUUGGGGAGAUGGGAGUGGCUGGGAUGUGUUCCUCAAGAGGGCUGACAAUGAAUUCAGCAAACAGAUGGCCACGUUGGGUGAGGACUCCAGUAGGUGAACAACUAAAGUGAUGGCUCUUGGAGUCUUGGUAAUGUUCCAUCCAUCAAACUCUAGAAGUAGCAACUUCCUUCAGAUUGUUAUGCAAAUCACGGGUGUGCCGUUUUGUGACUUCUGUAA
Molecule: messenger RNA, 1465 nt
Organism: Lolium rigidum
Lineage: Eukaryota; Viridiplantae; Streptophyta; Magnoliopsida; Poales; Poaceae
Product: cell division cycle protein 123 homolog
Exons: 1
Coding region: 84-1346 (420 amino acids)
Cellular component (GO): cytoplasm
Source: RefSeq, a predicted model, not a curated record